Molecule: messenger RNA, 1585 nt
Organism: Malaclemys terrapin pileata
Lineage: Eukaryota; Metazoa; Chordata; Testudines; Emydidae
Gene: KDELR1
Product: KDEL endoplasmic reticulum protein retention receptor 1
Exons: 5
Coding region: 142-864 (240 amino acids)
Biological process (GO): endoplasmic reticulum to Golgi vesicle-mediated transport; protein retention in ER lumen
Cellular component (GO): membrane; endoplasmic reticulum; cis-Golgi network
Molecular function (GO): ER lumen protein retrieval receptor activity
Source: RefSeq, a predicted model, not a curated record
UUCCUCGUCCUGCUCGGGCCUUGUUUCCUCAGCCCCACACACACUCCAGCCGGGCCCUUCCCAGACAGCAAGGGGCGCCCCUCCCCCAUCUCGCCAGCCAGCCCCCCCAAAGCCCCCUCGGCGCCCCCUCCCCGAGCCGCCAUGAACAUCUUCCGAUUCCUGGGGGACAUUUCCCACCUUCUGGCUAUUAUCAUCCUGCUGAUGAAGAUCUGGAAGACGAGGUCCUGUGCGGGGAUCUCUGGGAAGAGCCAGAUUCUCUUUGCUGUCGUGUUCACCACCCGCUACCUGGACCUGGUCACCAACUUCAUCUCCUUCUACAACACCUCCAUGAAGGUCGUGUACAUCACCUGCUCCUACGCCACGGUGUGGCUGAUCUACAGCAAGUUCAAGGCCACAUACGACGGGAACCACGACACCUUCCGGGUGGAGUUCCUUGUGGUGCCCACGGCUGUGCUGGCCUUCCUGGUGAACCACGACUUCACUCCGCUGGAGAUCCUCUGGACGUUCUCCAUCUACCUGGAGUCGGUGGCCAUCCUGCCGCAGUUGUUCAUGGUGAGCAAGACGGGCGAGGCGGAGACCAUCACCAAGCCACUAUCUCUUCGCCCUGGGCAUGUACCGCACCCUCUACCUCUUCAACUGGAUCUGGCGCUACCAGCAGGAGGCUUUUUUGACCUGAUCGCCAUCGUGGCCGGGCUGGGUGCAGACCAUCCUCUACUGCGACUUCUUCUACCUCUACAUCACAAAAGUUCUAAAGGGGAAGAAGCUGAGUUUGCCAGCGUAGUGGCCUCCUGCUCCCGCUGCCCUCCGUCAGCCCCUAGGAGGAAGCCUGUUCACAUGCAGACGACAGACACGUACCGUUUCUGACUCUUUUUUUGUUUUUUGACCAACUGAACCAGCCACAAGUCGAGCUGAGCUCUCCUGUAUUUACUGUCACCUGGAACUGUUAGCCACUCGAGCGAGAGACCGUGGGGAUUUGGGAGGAAACAGUCAACAGGCCUUUUUUGGUCGAGACGGAUCUCUGGGUUUGAGAGUUUGUAGUUUUUUGCCUUUUGAAAACACCCAACCCCAUCUCCCCUGCCCUUUCUCUUCUUUUUCUCCCUCUUCCCUUAUUUUUAUAAACAGCCGGGGACGUUUUAAAUGGGCUCCUCUCUUCCCUCUUGGCUGAUUCCCCGGUUGUGUAGCCAGACAGGCUCGCUGAGGUCUUUGGUGCCUGCGGCGUGGUUUCGCCAAUGUCUGCUCGGAUGGAGGCCAGGUUUUUUUGGGGUGCUGUUUUCGAGGCAUAGGGUGGGGGUGUUAUUUCACACCACAGGGAAGGCAUUGAAAUAGCCUCUGGUUCCUUUUGAUAAAAAUCCAUUUUUUUUUCAUUUCGAGGUGGGAAUUGAAUCUGUCUCUGUUUAUUCCUUCUUUUUUAUUGGCAAAGAGGGUGCAACACACUAAACUCUGUAAAUCUCCUUGUUUUGUACAUAAUUGAUGGUUAAUUCCUUGUUCACUUUAAAUAAACAGAAGAAAACAAUUUUUUUUUUUUUAAUCAACUUAGUGCCUUUUUUUGGAAAAAAAAAUCAAUAAAAGAGAAACCUGCUUUGUU